Molecule: messenger RNA, 1365 nt
Organism: Perognathus longimembris pacificus (Pacific pocket mouse)
Lineage: Eukaryota; Metazoa; Chordata; Mammalia; Rodentia; Heteromyidae
Gene: Gabra5
Product: gamma-aminobutyric acid type A receptor subunit alpha5
Exons: 8
Coding region: 1-1365 (454 amino acids)
Biological process (GO): signal transduction; monoatomic ion transmembrane transport; regulation of postsynaptic membrane potential
Cellular component (GO): postsynapse; dendrite membrane; neuron projection
Molecular function (GO): benzodiazepine receptor activity; GABA-A receptor activity; GABA-gated chloride ion channel activity
Source: RefSeq, a predicted model, not a curated record
AUGUCUUAUUCUGAAACAAUGCCCAUGUUUGCUUUCCUGGUUUUUCUCUUUUGGAAAAGCUUUUCACAAAUGCCCACGAGUUCUGUGAAGGCGGAGACGAAUGACAACAUCACCGUGUUCACCCGGAUCUUGGAUGGGCUGCUAGAUGGCUAUGACAACAGGCUCCGGCCGGGGCUGGGAGAGCGCAUCACGCAGGUCCGGACUGAUAUUUACGUGACCAGCUUCGGGCCCGUGUCCGACACAGAGAUGGAGUACACCAUCGACGUGUUCUUCCGGCAAAGCUGGAAGGACGAGCGGCUGCGCUUCAAGGGGCCCAUGCAGCGCCUGCCCCUCAACAACCUGCUGGCCAGCAAGAUCUGGACCCCAGACACGUUCUUCCACAACGGGAAGAAAUCCAUCGCGCACAACAUGACCACCCCCAACAAGCUGCUGCGGCUGGAGGACGACGGCACGCUGCUGUACACCAUGCGCUUGACCAUCUCGGCCGAGUGCCCCAUGCAGCUAGAGGACUUCCCCAUGGACGCCCAUGCCUGCCCCCUGAAAUUCGGCAGCUAUGCGUACCCCAAUUCUGAAGUGGUUUAUGUCUGGACCAAUGGCUCCACCAAGUCUGUGGUGGUGGCAGAAGAUGGCUCCAGAUUGAACCAGUAUCAUCUCAUGGGGCAGACAGUGGGCACAGAGAACAUCAGUACCAGCACAGGUGAAUACACAAUCAUGACGGCUCACUUCCACUUGAAGAGGAAGAUUGGCUACUUUGUCAUCCAGACCUACCUGCCCUGCAUCAUGACGGUGAUCUUAUCCCAGGUGUCCUUUUGGCUCAACCGAGAAUCUGUGCCAGCCAGGACAGUUUUUGGGGUGACCACCGUGCUGACCAUGACGACACUCAGCAUCAGCGCUCGGAACUCCCUGCCCAAAGUGGCCUACGCCACGGCCAUGGACUGGUUCAUCGCCGUGUGCUACGCCUUCGUCUUCUCCGCUCUCAUCGAGUUUGCCACCGUCAACUACUUCACAAAGAGAGGCUGGGCCUGGGACGGCAAGAAAGCCCUGGAAGCAGCCAAGAUCAAGAAAAAGGAACGUGAGCUCAUCCUGAAUAAAUCAACCAAUGCUUUCACCACUGGGAAGAUGAACCACCCCCCAAACAUCCCCAAGGAACAGGUGUCGGCAGGGACCCCCAAUGCCUUGUCCGGUCCUGCAAAACCCCCAGAAGACAAGGCCCCUGACAACAAAAAGACUUACAACAGCAUCAGCAAGAUUGACAAAAUGUCCCGAAUCGUCUUCCCUGUCCUGUUUGGGACGUUUAAUUUAGUUUACUGGGCCACAUAUUUGAAUAGGGAGCCGGUGAUUAAAGGGGCUGUCUCUUCGAAGUAA